Pieris macdunnoughi is the source of this 1185-nucleotide messenger RNA. NCBI's taxonomy places the organism in Eukaryota, Metazoa, Arthropoda, Insecta, Lepidoptera, Pieridae. The record is from the annotation of a GenBank genome assembly.
AUGAGCGACUUAAAUUUGAUUUUCUAUAAAGAAUUUAAAAUCACAACAAUGGCAAUGAGAUUCAAUAGAUCCUGGCCGUAUGGAAAACGUAGUAUGUUGUGCAAAAUUCAAGGUUUUCUUUCGUAUUUCGUCAGCGUUGUUUGCUUGUUUUUUCUUCUUUACUCUAUGAUUUUGCACGAUUUCCCGGACGAAGACUAUGGUGAAGGGGUCAAGAACGGGAUGAUUGUAAUAGUUUCCACCUCUGUGGUCAUCAAGUUUUUUAUACUAAUACAUCACCGAGAAUCUCUUGUAAAUUUAAUUAAAAUAGUACAGAACGAUUAUGAGGAAGCGAAGCAAUUUAACAACGACGAUAAAACUAUCAUUUUGGACUACGCUCAAAAGGGGAAGGACAUUUGCAAAAUCUGGAUAGUUAUUGCUGCGGGUGCUAGCAUGAUGUUUCCUAUUAAGGCUAUAGUUUUAAUGGCAUAUUACAGUUACAGGGGAGAAUUUAAACUAGUUCCUAUAUUUGAUAUGAAUUAUCCUGAUGUUAUUAAUGCUCAUAAGUACGAACCAAAGACUUAUCUAUUGCUAUUUCUUUUGGUCUUUCCGUUUGAUUGUUUCGCUGGGACCAUGUACGUAGCAUUUGAUCCCCUUGUUCCUAUAUUUAUGUUGCACAUGUGUGGCCAGCUGCAAUUACUAAGCCAACGAAUUACGGGUUUGUUCUCUCAAAAUGAGGCGGAUAUAAAAGAAAAUUUGAGAAGCAUAAAUAGAAAGCUGCAGUCAAUAUAUAGUUUUUUGAAAACCGUUCAAAAUAUAUUCACCGUGCAAUAUGAAUACAACUUAAAAACAACAACAUUUUUAAUACCAUUUGCUUUUUUUCAAAUCGUUCAGUCUCUGAAAAAUCGUGAAUUCAAUUUGGAGUUCGUUUUCUUCUUUAUUGGGGCUAUUCUACAUUUUUAUAUUCCGUGCUACUACAGUGAUAUGCUCAUGGACAAGAGUGGAAAAAUGCGAGAGGCAAUAUAUUCAAGCGGCUGGGAGCAUAAUGCAAACAUAAAAAACAGAAAAACGAUAUUAUUCAUGUUGACCAGGACUACAAUGCCGCUCGUUAUCCGUACAAUAUUUUACCCCAUUUGUCUUGACACAUUUGCCGGGAUGACUCGCCAUUCCUAUACCAUUUACAAUUUAAUGAACGCUGCAUGGGGAUAA